Sander lucioperca (pikeperch) is the source of this 5148-nucleotide messenger RNA. RefSeq names its product cadherin related family member 2 (gene cdhr2). Gene Ontology annotation, cellular component: plasma membrane. The record is from RefSeq and is a predicted model, not a curated record. Lineage: Eukaryota; Metazoa; Chordata; Actinopteri; Perciformes; Percidae. The coding region runs from base 263 to 4147 and encodes 1294 amino acids. Gene Ontology annotation, biological process: homophilic cell-cell adhesion. The transcript is spliced from 31 exons. Gene Ontology annotation, molecular function: calcium ion binding.
GGCUUACACAGGCAUAAUGUAGCCAUGUGUGAGAGCAAACAACAGGUGGAUAUUUAGAUUAAUUUGUCUUCAGUGAAAUGCUUUUGGGUGUCUUGGGUGUUUCUAACAAGCACACACAGGGAGAUUUAGUGCUGUGUUAUUGGCUGUGCGUUUCUUUUUCGUGUUAAUCAUUUAUUUUUACAACUACAAGACGAUAAUCACUAGGAGGAACCAGAGCCAAAGGUCUCAUAUAGACAUCAUUAAAGAAGAAGCUCCUCUGCGAAUGUCAUCCGACAUGGAGGGGAUCACAGGAAGUAUAUUACUGUUGUGCCUUAUCAGCUUCGCUAAUGCAAAUACCAGUCCUACAAUCAACCCUAGGGUUAUGCAAGUGUGUGAAGACACCCCCAUAGGGGCCUACGUCUUUACUAUAGACGCAACAGAUGUAGAAAAUGACCCAUUGACUUAUUCACUCCGUGAGCCCAAUGCCCAAUACUUCGCUGUUGAAAGCAGCACUGGGAAAGUAUCAGUCAGGAGGAAACUAGAUAGAGAGGCUUGUGAUAAUUGUAAUGUAUUGACUCUUGGAGUUAGUGUCUCUGAUGGUCCCAAUCUUGCAGACGGCAAUGUAACUAUCAUAUUAAAAGAUGCCAAUGACAACCGACCCAUAUUCGAGGAUUCUUCAUAUGAUAUUGAGAUCCCCGAAAAUACCCCUGUAGGUACGUCUCUGUUUAGGGCGGUGGCCACUGAUGCGGACACUUCAAAUGCUGGUAUUGUUCGAUACAGCAUUGAUGAAGUUACUCCAAAUAAUGGAUUCAGUCUUUUUAGCAUUGUGCCCACAACUGGUGAAGUCAGAUUAAAUGGAAAUCUGAAUUAUACUGGAUUAAGCACUUUCUAUCGGCUGAAGAUCAACGCAACGGAUGGUGGAGGCCAUUGCCAUGUUAAUGAAGCCAACUACUUCUCAAGCGUUGUUUUUUCCUUCGUUACGGUUGUGGAUGUCCCGGAUCUCGACCCAAUAUUUAUUGGUAUUCCUUACGUAGGAAGAGUUGAAGAGAAUUCUCUUACGGGCAUGUCUGUGUUCAAAGUGACCGCCAUAGACACGGACACAGGAAUCAAUGAUGCUAUGAUCUAUGGCAUUGAAAAUUCCACAGUAGCUGGCCUGUUUGGAAUCUCAAAAACUGAUGGCGACAUAAAUGUAUUUUCAAAUAUUGACAGAGAACUUAUUGGUGACACAGUUACCCUGACUGUAAAGGCUACUGAGACUAAACCAAACAUCCACGGGGUCCAUGCCAGCACCACAGCAAAUGUACAGAUCAACAUCAUCGACGUCAAUGACAACCCGCCGCAGUUUUACAAGUGUGGACUCUCCUGUGUGACGGAGAGUCACUUCACAGGAGAAGUCGUGGAGCACUCACUCGGCUCUGUUUCCAUCAACAUGACAGUUAGAGAUCUGGAUAAGACUUCCAAAACUAGACUAACUCUGGAGGGAGAGGACAAGGAUGUGUUUUCUGUGGAACCUCCAUUUACCAUGUCAGACAGCAUUGUUCAGCUUCUGGUCAAGCAGCCCCAAAAACUGGAUUUUGAAAUAAAGCAGCAAAUGAUUCUACAAGUUAUUGCCAUAGAUGAAGAAAAAAAAAACUUCCACUCCACUGCUACAGUUACUAUUAACAUCAAGGACGCCAAUGACAACAGCCCCAAGUUCCGACAGGACACGUAUAAGUUAGAGGUGGCUGAGCACUCUCCAGUUGGAACAAUAUUGGACACCAUUACUGCAGAGGAUCCUGACACGAUGGAUCAAGGCAACAUCACCUACAAACUUCUUCCAGAAAGCAUACUACUGUAUUUUGACGUGGAGCCACAAACGGGCACAAUUUACGUGAAAAACACAACUCUGUUGGAUCGUGAGGUCAGGUCUCUGUAUUCUGCUACGCUGCAGGCCAGAGACACAGACGACAAGCCCGGCACCACAGUACUGGAGAUCACUGUGACUGACAUCAACGACCACGCCCCAGUCAUCAACAGAGACUAUUACCAGGAGUUUGUUAAAGAGGGUGGAGAGCUUGAACUUAAGAUAGAGGCAACUGAUGCAGAUGACUCUGAUACGGAAAACAGUAAAAUAGUGUUUGGAAUUGAACCGAGCAGGUACAGUGAUAACUUCACCAUCGACCCUAACACUGGUGUGUUAAGAAACAAGGGUGAGCUUGAUCGUGAGGCCCUGGACCCGAAGCUGAAAGGGAGGAUCGAGCUCAAUGUAACCGCUACUGACAAGGGUUCUCCCCCGUUGUCCACAAUGGUUAGAGUUAUCAUCAUUAUAGAGGAUGUCAAUGACAACACACCCCAAUUCGAAGCCUCCAAAUACAAAUUCUCUGUCAAAGAAGGAGAAUUAGGUGCCUUUGUGGGUUUUGUUCAGGCUGAGGAUUUGGACCAAACGGCAGAAUUUAACCGCAUUUCUUUCAGAAUCAUUGAAGGAAGCUUUGGCAGCUUCAUCAUUCGUACCUUUGCAGAGGAGCGGGGUUACAGGGGGAACAUCACUGUGGACCGUGACAUUGAGCUGGACUACGAGAGCGCUCGCAAGCAAUUCCACCUGCGGGUAGAGGCAACAGAUUUGGAGCAGAAGAUGGCUGUAGUAAUGGUGGAGGUGGACGUGUUGGACGUGAAUGAUGAGAGGCCCGAGUUCAAGCCAACAGCGCCUGUGACAGUAAAGGAGAACACCACCAUCAGCGGGGCUGUUGGGCACUUUACAGCACAGGACAAAGAUGGAAACCACUCACUAGUAUACGAGCUGGAGUCCGUCAAAUGCAGAUGCAAUGGCUCUCUGACACCCUGCAGCUGGUUCAUCCUGGAUCCAACAGGGGACGUCAGAGUCAACCCGGAGCACACAACAGAUUACGAACAAUGUGACCAGGUGCUGAUAGAAGCUCAGGUGGUGGACGAGUACACAGAGAAAGGAGAGAACAACAGUGUCACAACAGGGCAAAUGGUGAUCAACAUUGCAGACAUCAACGACAACGCUCCCGAAUUCAUCUUCUCAAAUUCUGUAUUUGUUGUGGUGUCAGAAAGUGCAAGUAAGGGGACAUCGGUAGCAGGAGUCACUGCCACAGACCGUGACUCUGGAAUAAAUAGGCAGAUUGAUUUUAAAGUAACAGCAGUCCAAUUUAAAGACAACAACAAUCAAAUAACUGACAUGAAGAUACUGUUCGAUGCCGUCACCACACAGCAAAAGGACCUAUAUGUUGGAAUUAUUCAAACUUCCGAGACGCUUGAUACAUCACUGAAAGGGAAGUAUCUGGUGACAGUAACCGCAAAGGACACCGGCGACCUCUCCACCAGCACCAUACUGGAGAUUUUCGCAGUUGAUGACUCAUAUAAAGUGGAACUUGAAUUUACAAAAUCCCAAGCCUUCGUUGAAGAAAACCUCAAUGAAAUCACCAGGGCACUUAUGACUGCCACCAAGGCUGCUGUUGAAAUUGCUGCAAUCAGGUCUGACACUUCUGAAGCAUCCAGGGCUUCGGAAAAAACGAUCAUAGUAGCAUAUUUUGUCUUCUCCAAUGGGACUGCUCUUACCUCUAAUGAAGUGGAAAGGAUGAUUUCUGACCCUCAAUACUCUCUUGUACUUAUAGAGCUCGGCCUUGCGGAUAUUGGGAAAGCUCCUGUGAUCGAACCCGAAACUGACCCACUGAAGUACGUCCUGCUGGGGAUGGUGGCAGGCCUCGUCAUUGUGCUGGCUAUCCUCACCACUUCACUGAUGUGCACUCGCAGAAACUACAGGAGGAAGCUGAAGGCAGCUAAAGCCAUGAACUCUGCAUCCAUGGUGACUUCUGACAACCAGAAAAGUGGCCCUGUGGUGCCUGGAACCAACAAGUACACCAUGGAGGGGGCUAAUCCUGUUCUCAACCUCAACAUCGACACAACCAUGGUGCUGGACAUGGACGAGGAGAGCUCAGAUGUGGACAAAGUCAGCCUCGACUCGUUGGACGACAGUCAAUAUAUGACCAUACCUGAAAAUUAUAAAUCAAUGCAGAUGAUCCAGGAGGAGGACGAGGAGUUUGACAGCCUGCCACCGGCGUACAUUGAGCCUUUGGGUGCAGCACUGGCCCAGCGAGGACAGAAGAAAGGCUCCGAUAAUGCUCCUGCGGGUUUUAGUAACCCUGCAUUCAGCACUACAGACCUGUGAUGGAAAUAAUGAAGGGAGAGACACUUACCAGAGGUCUCAGAUGGACGUUAUGUUGCUUCUCUGUAAUCAGGCUGACCAAAAUUUCCAGUCAAACACAUUGACGGUGUUGGAUGAAGUCCUUGUGUCUUUAAGUAGCCUUCUGUUCCGAUCAAUAAUAAUGUAUUAUGCAUUAUGCACAAGAUCCAUGGCACCUAAAGGGAUGAAUUUGCUUUGUCUAAAAAUUCAAUUAAAAACCCAAAUGGCAAAUGUUAACAAUAUGAUGAUACCACAUAGUGUCUUGAUCUCGUAGAAUUUGGUUUGGUUAUUGAAUCGACUGUUUUGUUUUUCCAACAGUUAUAGGAAUAGUUUGACAUUUUGGGGAAAUAUGCUUAUUUUGCUCUCUUGCAGAGAUUCAGAUGAGAAGAUGGAUGCUACUGUCAUAUAAAGCUGCAGCCAAACUUAGCUUAGCAUUAAGAUUGGAAACAGGAAAAACAGCUUUGCUCUGUUCAAAGUUUAAACGCACCCCAAAAGCUCAGCGAGCUCUUUCCAGUCUUUAUAUGCUGAAGUAAGCUAAUUGCCUGCUGGCUGUGGUUUCACAUUUAGUGCAAAGACAUGAGAGUGCUAUAAAUAAAUAAAUCUCUCGCAAAUAAGCGGAUUUCCCCCAAAUGACGAACUCUUAAUUUAAAAUUGUCUUCACAUUAACCUUAUCUAGACAAAGGAAAAUUGGACAGAAAACAAGUGUUUGUUGCACAUGUUGAUCACUUUAUUUGUGUUAAUACUGUAUAUUAAGCGAAGGUUUAAAAACUGUUUGGUUUGCUUUGAAAUAAACUGUAUUGCCUGUUUAAUUUGUCAUUGGUUGCUUUGAGUUUGAGAUACUUAUUUAAAAAAAAAAAAACUCAUGCAGUGUGACUUCCUACAAGCAGCAGAUUACAAAAUAUUAUUUCACUGUUUACUGACAUAUAAAUGAAUGUAUCACAAGUGCAAUGUGAAUAAAAAUCAAUUUCUCCAAAUGUGGAUUUAAA